Molecule: messenger RNA, 2259 nt
Organism: Acinonyx jubatus (cheetah)
Lineage: Eukaryota; Metazoa; Chordata; Mammalia; Carnivora; Felidae
Gene: THUMPD2
Product: THUMP domain containing 2
Exons: 10
Coding region: 42-1571 (509 amino acids)
Biological process (GO): tRNA methylation
Molecular function (GO): RNA binding; tRNA (guanine) methyltransferase activity
Source: RefSeq, a predicted model, not a curated record
GGCCACGUGACCCCGAGCGGCGGGGCCGCGCCCGAGCCGCCAUGGCGGCGGUUCCUACAGAUUCCGGUUCGCGGCCUGCAGCGGGCGCCCGGUUUUUCUGCACCGCGGGCCGCGGCCUGGAGCCCUUCCUGAUGCGGGAGGUGCGGGCGCGGCUGGCGGCCACGCAGGUUGAAUAUAUUUCAGGAAAAGUUUUCUUCACCACCUGUUCUGACUUAAAUAUGCUGAAAAAAUUAAAAUCUGCAGAAAGAUUAUUUUUGCUGAUUAAAAAGCAGUUUCCACUUAAUGUUUCUUCUGUAAGUAAAGGAAAAAUAUUAAGUGAGAUACAGAGACUUAUAAAUGAUGAUCCAGAAAGUUGGUUGAAUGCCAUCUCAACUUGGAAAAAUCUUCUUGAACUUGAUGCAAAAAAGGACAAACUUUUUCAAAGAGCUGCUAACCCACCAAAAAGAAAAGUGGAGGAAAAUGAGAUCAUCAAUGCUAAGAAAUUAAAAACAAAACAAUUGCAAGUGUUACAAGAGAGUGGGGAAUGCUCGCUGGAAAAGCAAACAGAAGAAGAAACACAGGAGCAAGGAGAUUUUCUCACUGAAAGAGAAAAAUCUCAAGAAGCAUUUCAGAACGAUGUAGUAAAAGUAGCUGAUGCCAAAAACCAGAAAAACUUGACGUUCAGAGUUUCCUGUCGCUGCAGUGGAGCUAUUGCAAAGACCUUUACUGCACAGGUACACUUACCUCCCAAGGAGGUAGGAAGAAUAACUGGAAUUGCUCUUAUGAAACAGUUUGGAUGGAAAGCAGAUUUGAGGAAUCCAAAUUUAGAGAUCUUCAUACAUCUAAAUGACAUUUACUCUGUGGUGGGAAUCCCUGUGUUCAGGAUUCCUUUGGCCAGCCGAGCUUACAUCAAGACAGCAGGCCUGAGGUCUACCAUAGCAUGGGCACUGGCCUCUCUGGCUGAAAUUCAGGCUGGUGCAUUUGUUUUAGAUCCAAUGUGUGGACUCGGAACAAUACUUUUGGAAGCUGCUAAAGAAUGGCCCGAUGUAUAUUAUGUGGGUGCUGAUGUCAGUGACUCACAGUUACUAGGUGCAUAUGACAAUCUGAAAGCUGCAGGCCUUAAGAAUAAAAUUGAGUUACUUCAAGUUUCUGUUAUAGACUUGCCAUUGCCUUCAGAAAGUGUCGAUGUUAUUAUUUCUGACAUUCCAUUUGGGAAAAAGUUUAAGUUAGGGGAAGACAUCAAAAGCAUUCUACAAGAAAUGGAGAGGGUGCUUCACGUUGGCGGAGCCAUUGUAUUGUUGCUUAGCGAAGAGCACCACAGGCGCCUUAAAGAUGGCGAACAGAGCAGCAUCCCUUUGAGUUCCGAGGGCAGCCACACAGGUGAACCUUCAAUCAAAAAGUGCUUGAAGCCUGGAGGAAAAACUGGCACAUCAGAGACAGUGUCAUCUUCAUUCGAAGCCAGUAGCCAGGAGUGCUUAGACAAAACACCACCCUUUGGCUCUUUAGUGCCAGUGGAAUGCCACAAAGUUAGCCUUGGGAGAACGGAUGCAUUCAUAUGCAAAUAUAGGAAGUUGCACUCUUUGGGACUCUAGCAGCCUCGCCACUGCAAGCCGGUUGGAGUCCUCGCGUGUCACGUGUCAGCCAGCCGUACAGCCGCGAAGGUAGUUGUCAUAGGAUCUUGAUGGGGCCACAGAGUUCCAGGGAAGCAGACUCCCCUGGGGUCAGGAGGCCUGGCUGCUGGACGAGUUCCAGCUUCAUUCUGGAAAGAGCUGAAAGUUGCCAAAGACCGGUGAAUGAAUACUCCUACUAAAGAACUCUCAAACUUUGAAUUCUGUUGGAAUGUGAGGAGUUGUGCCCCGCCUGCAGUUUCUGAGAAGGAGCUGCAACUUGGAACACAAAUUUUCAGAGGUUCACAUAAAGUAUAUUGCACUCAUCACAAGGUUGAUGAUAUUUUAACCAUCAGAGUUUUUAAAAAAAAAUUUUUUUUUAACAUUUCUAUUUAUUUUUGAGAGACAGAGAGCGAGGGAGACACAGAAUCCAAAGCAGGCUCCAGGCUCUGAGCUGACAGCACGGAGCCCGAUGCGGGGCACUCACCAACCGUGAGAUCAUGACCUGAGCCAAAGUCGGUCUGAGCCACUCAGGCACCCCCAACUAUCAAAGUUUUUUAAAUGUGGAAACUUUGAUGUGUUACUUCUUUUGAUAUUAAACUUAAUUUUUAAGCCGGUAAUUUUCUUCUCCAUUGGAAUGAAAAUAAUUUUUAUUUGCAAUACCUUUUAUAUG